This is a messenger RNA of Acomys russatus (golden spiny mouse), 1285 nucleotides long. It is a transcript of the gene Tank, whose product is annotated as TRAF family member associated NFKB activator. The record is from RefSeq and is a predicted model, not a curated record. NCBI's taxonomy places the organism in Eukaryota, Metazoa, Chordata, Mammalia, Rodentia, Muridae. The transcript is spliced from 7 exons. Gene Ontology annotation, biological process: canonical NF-kappaB signal transduction. Bases 31 to 1272 code for a protein of 413 amino acids.
CUUUACAGUGAUGCUACAGGACAAGGAGGGAUGGACAGGAACAUCGGUGAGCAACUCAAUAGAGCGUAUGAAGCCUUCCGACAGGCCUGCAUGGACAGAGACUCGGCAAUAAGAGAGCUCCAGCAAAAGACUGAGAACUAUGAACAAAGAAUACGCGAGCAACAAGAACAGCUGUCAUUCCAACAAACUCUUAUUGACAAGCUAAGAUCACAGCUGCUUCUUGUGGAUUCUACUAGAGAUAACAGUUAUGGCUAUGUACCUUUGCUUGAAGACAGGGAAAGAAAGAAGAAUAAUUUGACCCUUGAUGAACCACAUGAUAAAGUGAAACUAGGAACACUGAGAGAUAAGCAAUCAAAGGGGAGAAGACAAGAAGUUUCUUCUGGAAGAGAAACCUCAAAGGACCUCAGUGCCCCUUUACAUCAUGAAAGGGAUAAUAUAGAAAAGACUUUCUGGGACCUUAAAGAAGAAUUUCACAGGAUAUGCUUGCUAGCAAAAGCACAGAAAGACCACUUAAGCAAGCUUAAUAUACCAGAUAUUGCUACUGAUACACAGUGUUCUGUGCCUAUACAGUGUACUGAUAAAACAGAUAAACAAGAAGAGCUGUUUAAGCCCCAGGCUAAAGAUGAUAUAAAUAGAGGUGUGCCGUGCAUCACAUCUGUUACACCAAGAGGCCUGGGCCGAGAGGAGGAAGAUACUUCUUUUGAAUCACUUUCUAAGUUCAAUGUCAAGUUUCCACCUAUGGACAACGACUCUACUUUUCUACAUAGCACUCCAGAGACGCCAGACAUCCUCACUCCUACCACACCUGAGGCAGUGUGCCAGGACAAAUUUAAUAUGGAAGUCAGAGACAACCCAGGAAAUUUUGUUAAAACAGAGGAAACUUUAUUUGAAAUUCAGAGAAUUGACCCUAUAACUUCAGCUAUACAAAAACUAAAAACAACUGACAAAACAAAACCCUCAAAUCUUAGAGCUCCAUGUUUGCCAGCUGGAGACCAUAAUGUGUUCUAUGUAAAUACAUUCCCACUUCAAGACCCACCCGAUGCACCUUGUCCCUCCCUGGACUCCCCAGGAAAAGCUGUCCGAGGACCGCAGCAGCCUUUUUGGAAGCCUUUUCUUAACCAAGAUACUGACUUAGUGGUAUUAAGUGGUUCAGACUCGGAGCUUCUUAAACCUCAAGUGUGUGAAUUCUGUCAAGAGCUUUUCCCACCAUCCAUCACAUCCAGAGGGGAUUUCCUUCGCCAUCUUAAUACACAUUUUAAUGGGGAGACUUAAAUCACAUUGAAAA